AUGGCUUCCGACGCCCCCAAGGACUUGCCUGUUAGGCCCGCCGCUGAGGCGAAAUCUGGCAGUGCCGACUCAAUCCCAGAUUUUAUGGUCGAGCGAAACAACCUGUUUGAGCAACUAUGGCAGGAGCAUCUCGAAGAAGUCAAAAACAAGCCCCAUUCCGAAAUCAAUGUCACGCUUAGCCUCGGUGACGGAAAUACCUCUGUUAUCCCCGCGAAAGCUUGGGAAACCACCCCAGCACAGCUGCUUAAGCACGUCCCCAAAGAAGUGAGCGCCGAAGUCGUUAUUUCAAAGGUUGAUGGUCAACUCUGGGAUCUGGGUCGCCCAUUGGAGGGCGAAUGCACGGUCUCUUAUGUUCCGUUCAGCGACCCAGAGGGCAGGGAGGUUUUUUGGCACUCAAGCGCUCACUGUCUGGGUGAAGCUUGCGAAUGCGAGUAUGGAUGUCUCCUAUCUCACGGACCGCCUACCCCUCAAGGCUUCUUCUACGACAUGGCUAUGCCUGAUAGCCGCGUCGUUAAAGAGACAGAUUGGAAGGUCCUUGACAACAGGGCAUCUAAAAUUUUCAAGGAGAAGCAGAGUUUCGACAGACUGGAGGUUUCCAAGGAGAACCUCAAGAAGAUGUUUGCGUACAGCAAGUACAAGCUGCACUAUAUUGACAAGCUUGUGACUGGAGAGAAGAGCACUGUUUACCGAUGCGGUACGCUUGUGGAUCUCUGCCGGGGCCCUCAUAUCCAGAGCACUGGCAAGGUCAAGACCUUCAAGAUCAUGCAGAACUCCUCUGCCUACUUCCUGGGUGACCAGAGCAACGAUUCUCUACAACGUAUCCGUGGUGUCGCCUUCCCCGAUAAGAAACAGAUGCAGGAGCACCUUAAGUUCUUGGAGGAGGCUGAAAAGCGAAACCAUUUGAGGAUCGCCAAAGAACAAGAGCUUUUCUUCUUCGAUGAAGCAUCACCCGGUUGCCCGUUCCUGCUCCCCAACGGUGUCAGAAUUUUCAAUGCCCUCCAGUCCCUUCUACGUUCGGAGUACCGCAAGCGAGGAUACCAAGAAGUCCAGACACCAAACAUGUAUGAUGUUGGUUUAUGGAAGACAUCUGGUCACUGGGCUCAUUACAAAGACGACAUGUUCAGACUUGACGUUGAAAAGAGGGAAUGGGGUCUUAAGCCUAUGAACUGCCCUGGUCACUUCCUUCUUUUUGGCCACCGUGAACGAAGCUACAGAGAGCUUCCGAUGCGAAUUGCGGAUUUCGGUGUCUUGCACAGAAACGAGGCAUCGGGGGCGCUGCACGGUCUUACCCGUGUUCGGAAGUUCCAGCAAGAUGACACCCACAUUUUCUGUACCCAGGAUCAGAUUGUGUCGGAAAUUGCAGGCCUCUUCGACUUCCUCCAAUGUAUUUACGGGCUCUUCGGUUUCACCUUCAAGCUGAAGCUUUCUACUCGCCCAGAGAAGUAUCUCGGUGAACUUGAGACGUGGAACUACGCUGAAGAGCAACUUAAAAAAGCCUUGACGAAAUUCAAGGGUGAUGACUGGAUCAUCGAUGAAGGUGAUGGUGCAUUCUACGGCCCCAAGAUCGAUAUUACGAUUGCCGAUGCUCUCAACAGAGAGUUCCAAUGUGCUACUAUUCAGCUUGACUACCAGGCACCCCUCAACUUCAAGCUUGAAUACAUGACUGGCGAAAAGAGCCAGGCCGCUCAAGAAGAGGAGAAAAAGGAGGCGAAUCCCAAGUCUAACGAGCCCGGUCCAGGCCGUGCCCGCCCCGUUGUCAUCCACCGUGCCAUCAUCGGCAGUUUCGAGCGAUUCUUGGGUAUUAUCACCGAGCACUUUGGCGGCAAGUGGCCGUUCUGGAUCAGCCCGCGCCAGGUCCUGAUUGUGCCUGUCAUGCCUGCUGUAUACGACUAUGCCCAGGAGGUGCAGAAGAUUCUGCAGGACGACAAGCUCUACGUUGACGUUGACCUCAGUGGAAACACUCUUCAGAAGAAGAUCCGCACUGGCCAAUUAGCUCAGUACAACUUCAUUCUGGUUGUUGGUGCCGAAGAGAAGGAGGGCAAGUCGGCCAACAUCCGCAACCGUGAUGACACGGCCACCCAGAGCAGAGGUGUUGUUAUUCCUCUUGACGAAGCCCGACAGAAGUUCCGGGUUUUGCGUAAGGAGCGUAGAUUGAACAGCACCAUCUAA
Aspergillus puulaauensis is the source of this 2169-nucleotide messenger RNA. It is a transcript of the gene THS1, whose product is annotated as threonine--tRNA ligase THS1. Gene Ontology annotation, cellular component: cytoplasm. The record is from RefSeq and is a predicted model, not a curated record. Gene Ontology annotation, molecular function: ATP binding; threonine-tRNA ligase activity. Gene Ontology annotation, biological process: threonyl-tRNA aminoacylation. The coding region runs from base 1 to 2169 and encodes 722 amino acids. Lineage: Eukaryota; Fungi; Ascomycota; Eurotiomycetes; Eurotiales; Aspergillaceae. The transcript is spliced from 5 exons.